AUGCGAGAACUCGUCCAGAAAGCCUUGACCCUCGUGUCACUGGCUGCAGCAACAGCCGCCGUCACGCCAAUGUCCGACGCCGACAUGGCACGCCUGUUGAACGCGGGGGGCGUCGAGCUCGCCAUGAGGGCACAGCCCAUGUUUCUCACGGGCCAGGCGGUGGGCAAAGCACCGUGCAUUCCGUCUUGGGCGACAGUCAACGGCACGCAGGCGGCGCCGUCGAAGCUGUGCGCGUGGCCGGACUCUGGAUGCGACUGUCGAAAUCCCGGCGUGCCGCUCGGGAGCCCGCUGCCGUCGUUCCCCGUGUACUUCUCAUAUACGAGGUGCGGGGACGCGGCCGUCAGGGUUGCGUACAACUUGUUUUACACAAAGGACGGGUUUAUCCCCAACAAGAUAUUCGGGCAUCCGUUCGACUGGGAACGAGUCAUCGUGAUAUGGGACAAGAACCAAAGUAAUGGCACGUGGGCGCCCGCGCAGUUAUACCUGUCCCAACAUACGGGAUACCAGAGGAUAGAAUGGGCGCACAUCAAGAACACGUUUGACGCCGCAGAUGCUGGAAAGCCACGGGGCGGCCCUGAUGGAUUGAGAAACUUGGAUCAUCCAAAGUGCUACAUUGCGUCGGCGAAGCACGACAUGCAUCAGGAAAAGUCAACUACGUGGGUUGACGUCUUAUCCCAGCUUACGGACAAUGCGUUCCGUUCUGACAGUUGGUGGUAUUUCCCGACCAAGGGUGAGUCCAGGUCCCUGCGUUCUGUGCUUGGUGGUGGCAGAGCUGACUUCAGCAAAGGAAACUAUAUAUUGGCGGACGAGUCGACUGAUGUCGGCAAGUUGAUAGCGAGCUUUGACUGGGGCGAUGCCGAUUCUACGCCACCUUUGGUUGCGAAGGGGCUGUGUAAUGCUUAG
This is a messenger RNA of Metarhizium album ARSEF 1941, 903 nucleotides long. RefSeq names its product Necrosis inducing. Lineage: Eukaryota; Fungi; Ascomycota; Sordariomycetes; Hypocreales; Clavicipitaceae. Bases 1 to 903 code for a protein of 300 amino acids. The transcript has 4 exons. The record is from RefSeq and is a predicted model, not a curated record.